AUGAUAUCUGUUGCUCUGUUGAAGACUUGUUUGUCCUCGAUCUCUCCAACGAUGAUGUUACUUAAAGGUCGUCCCACAAUUUUGCUCAAUUUGGUACCCACUACGGUUUCCCAUAUUUUGCUCAAAAACUUGACAUUACAGUCCAUAUCCAGCUCCAUCAGAGCAACUGGGUUCUGUGCGGUGAUUUCCGAAAGGUCGCCCAACGUAUUGUGGGUAUGGAUUUCAUGGUCUAUCGAAGGCGUAUCGACUUCGAGCGGUGAAACUGACCUCGAUGGCACAUGCGCUCUGGUGCCUGUUCCAACUCUCCAUCUUAGAAACGCAUUGGGAUCGCCAAAUAUCUUCUUUGGAUCCGUCACUUUACCAUACAGAUUCCAAGUGGUGAUUUUCUCCAGAGGUUUAGCCUCAGAAUUCACGGUGAUGAACCCAAUAUCGUCAAAUUUGGAGUCGUGGUUUUCGAGAAACGCAGCACUAAUAGGAUUGAAUUCCUUGCGCCAUUCCAAUAUCUUCUCCAAGUUGUCAACACUGGUCUUACCGUACACAGGUCUGAUCCCGCGAUGGCUCGAGUACUCGCUUGUCCAAAUCUACGGCCCCGAGAUCUACGAUGCACUAAUCUACCAACUGCGACCAUUUGCACCUGAAAAUCAGGUGUAUCUGUACAUGUUCCUCAAGAAAACGUCAGAACUGGUCCUCAGAUCUGGAAUUCUUCUACCCCAGCUGAUCAACCUGUUCCACCACAGAACUUCUUCCGGUUUAUCGCCAAUCUUUGGCUACACAAUCACUCUAAUCAUCAACAUAAUACAGUUCUUCAUUGGCAUUCGCGAGCAAAACGUACUCAAAUACACGGAAUACGCCAUCCAGGCUUUACAAACGCUUCUCGUGGUGGCCAUAAUGCUCACCUUCUCCAGAUAUAGGCGGUGGACGCCGCUCGUUGCUGCGCUCGUGCAAUACCUGCUCUACUGGUGCAAGGAUGCUCCUAUUUUUUACCUGCAGAAACUAGUGAGCGUGUUUAGUGCGGCUGGAGUAGUUAAUUUACUGGUUCUGUUGACAGGUAAGCGGAAAGAGUCUGUUUCGAGCGUUGGUGGGCUAUUUGGAAGUCUUCUACAAAACGUGACACCAAACUGGUACUUCUUUGUGGGAUUCGCGUUUAUUGUUAUUGGGCUUGUGAAAACUGCAACCACAAAAGUGCAACGUGGACCAAGGUGA
Molecule: messenger RNA, 1203 nt
Organism: Ogataea philodendri
Lineage: Eukaryota; Fungi; Ascomycota; Pichiomycetes; Pichiales; Pichiaceae
Exons: 3
Coding region: 1-1203 (400 amino acids)
Source: RefSeq, a predicted model, not a curated record